AACCAAACCGGUCACACAUGACCGAAGAAACAAAUAGGCAGAGUGAUCUGAUAUAAUAAGCUAUUUUUCACGCACCAUUUAACAAUUCUCUAAAACCCCCUUCUCCGAUUUAAGCUCUUUCCGGUCCCAAUUUUGCAGAUUCGACCGAUCUCGCAACAGAUUUGGAUCUGGCGAAGCAGAAGGAGGAUUGUCAGAAAUUGACGUUGGAUUUGAUUCGAUUCGAUUGGAUAGAGUAAUGGCUGCUCCUGUGCCUCCCGGGGCACCUAGACCCGGCAGUAACACAGCACAGCCACCUCCCCCUAAUUACAUCCCUAACAUUAGGGGUACUCCUGAAGCACUAGCUGAUAAUAUGCAGAAUUUGAAUCUUAAUCGGCCUCCCAUGACCUCAAAUCCUGUUUCUAGACCUCCACCAUUUGGUCAGCCGCCACCUUUUUCUUCCUCGGCCCCUUCGCCGGGGAUCCCUGGUUCCUCGCCUCCAUUUUCACGACCCGGUCCACCUCCAGGAGCAGUGGUGAGGCCUGCAGGGCCUCCUACUGGACCGCCAUUUUCUACAGUACCACCAAAUGUUGCCCCUGGAAGGCCUACUGGGCCACUUCCUGGUCAACCUCCGUCUUUUGUGUCAAGACCCCCUCCCAAUUCUCUCCCACCAUCCAGUUCUUCGGCUUUUGGUGCCUCGCCAGUUUCUGGGGCUCCUCCUCCGGGCCCAAUCAGUUCACUUGCGCCACCUCCACCAACUCUCGGUGGUCGUCCAGGUCCUAGUCCAAGUCCUUUUAUUUCGCCACCAAUUAGUACUCCCCCUGUCUUACCCCCUACAAGUGCAUCCGGUAAUUUGAUGAGUAAUGGGCCACCUGUAUUUUCUGCUGGGCCCAUGCCAGGUCCCCAACGCUUUCCGGUUAGCAGUGUUCCACAACAUUCAGUUGGACCUCCACCAACAAUGAGAGCUCCUCCCGGCCCUCCUGUUCAGCCCCAGCCCCCAUAUCCCAAUGUAACUCAAGGAAUAAUGCAGCCUCCAAGUUCACCUUUUGGAGCACCUACUUGGCAGAUGCAAUCUCAGCAGGUAGCACCACCUCCUCCAGUUCCUGGUCCUUCACAGGGUCCUCGGAUGUUUGGCAUGCAACCACCACUGCCAAAUCAAUCUAUGACUACUACCAUAUCACCUGCUGUUGGUCAAACUGGAGCCCCCAUGGCAGGGCCUUCCAAAAUUGAUCCCAAUCAAAUUCCAAGACCUACUCCAGGUUCCUCAGUGAUCUUGCAUGACACUCGUCAAGGCAACCAGGCAACUAUUCCUCCGCCUGCUACAAGUGAUUUCAUUGUAAGAGAUACAGGGAAUUGCAGUCCACGUUACAUGAAGAGCACAAUAAAUCAGAUUCCUUUCACUGCUGAUCUUUUGACAACAUCAGGAAUGCAGUUGGCUAUGUUAGUCCAACCUUUGGCCCUUCCACACCCAUCUGAGGAGCCCAUUCAAGUUGUUGAUUUUGGGGAGAGUGGUCCUGUCCGUUGCUCUCGUUGCAAGGCUUACAUAAAUCCCUUCAUGAAAUUCAUUGAUCAGGGAAGACGUUUCAUCUGCAACUUGUGUGGAUUUAGUGAUGAAACUCCACGGGACUACCACUGCAAUUUAGGUCCAGAUGGUCGGCGUAGAGAUGCUGAUGAAAGACCUGAGCUGUGUAGAGGAACGGUUGAGUUUGUUGCUACAAAAGAAUUCAUGGUCCGUGAUCCAAUGCCUGCUGUAUACUUCUUUCUCAUUGAUGUAUCCAUGAAUGCUGUUCAAACUGGUGCAACAGCUGCAGCUUGCAGUGCCAUAACUCGAGUUAUUAAAGACAAAGACCUUCCUGAGGGUCCUCGCACAUUGGUGGGAGUUGCAACUUUUGAUUCAACAAUUCAUUUCUACAACUUGAAACGUGCAUUGCAGCAGCCACUGAUGCUCAUUGUUCCUGAUGUCCAAGAUGUUUAUACUCCCUUGCAAACUGACGUAAUUGUUCCACUAUCUGAGUGCCGUCAACACUUAGAAUUACUUCUGGAAAGCAUUCCUACCAUGUUCCAAAAUAAUAGAACCUCUGAAUCAGCAUUUGGUGCAGCUAUCAAGGCGGCUUUCCUUGCAAUGAAGGACACUGGAGGAAAGCUGUUGGUUUUCCAGUCAGUCUUGCCAUCUAUAGGCAUUGGUGCACUUUCUGCACGAGAGGCUGAAGGUAGAACAAAUAUCUCUGCAGGUGAAAAGGAAGCCCAUAAGUUACUUCAACCAGCAGACAAAGCGUUCAAGGAACUGGCAGUUGAAUUUGCUGAGUAUCAGGUUUGUGUUGAUGUGUUUGUGACUACUCAGACUUAUGUAGACAUCGCUUCCAUAUCUGCUAUCCCACGGACUACUGGUGGACAGGUCUAUUACUAUUACCCCUUCUCAGCUCUUUCUGAUACUGCAAAACUUUACAAUGAUCUUAGAUGGAACAUCACUAGGCCACAAGGUUUUGAGGCUGUAAUGCGUGUGAGGUGCAGUCAGGGUAUCCAAGUGCAGGAAUACUAUGGCAACUUCUGUAAACGCAUCCCAACUGAUGUUGACCUACCCGGGAUUGACUGUGACAAAACUUUCAUGGUAACUUUGAAACAUGAUGAUAAGUUACAGGAUGGAUCAGAAUGUGCUAUUCAGUGUGCCCUUCUUUACACAACUGUGUAUGGCCAAAGAAGAAUACGUGUCAUAACCUUGUCUCUGCCCGUCACUAGUAUGCUCAGUAAUCUGUUCCGUGCAGCUGACUUGGAUACUCAAUUUUGCUGUUUCUUGAAGCAAGCUGCUAGUGAGAUUCCGUCAAAGCCACUCCCACUUGUUCGGGAACAAGUGACAAACCUUUGCAUCAAUGCACUAUUUUCAUACCGUAAAUUUUGUGCUACUGUAUCCUCAUCUGGACAACUUAUUCUUCCGGAGGCAUUAAAGCUUUUGCCCCUGUACACACUUGCAUUAACUAAGAGUACAGGGUUGCGAACAGAAGGAAAGAUAGAUGAACGGUCAUUUUGGAUAAACUAUGUAUCCUCUAUCUCUGCUCCAUUAGCAAUACCACUUGUGUAUCCUAGGAUGAUGGCUAUCCAUGAUCUUGACUCAAAGGAAGAUGAUGACUCUGUUAUUCCUCCCUUUCUUCCUCUUUCUAGUGAACACAUCAGUGAUGAUGGAAUAUAUCUUCUUGAGAAUGGUCAUGAUUGUUUGAUAUAUGUUGGAGACUCUGUGAAUCCAGACAUCGUGCAGAAACUGUUUGGUGUUGCUACAGUUGACAAAGUCCCUACCCUGUUUGUAUUGCAGCAGUACGACAAUCCACUAUCAAAGAAGUUAAAUGAAGUGGUAAAUGAGAUACGGCGGCAAAGAUGUUCCUACUUCCGGUUCAAGCUCUGCAGGAAAGGAGAUCCAUCAGGAAUGCUAUUCUUCUCGUAUAUGAUAGAAGACAAGAGCGCAGGUGGCUUCUCCUAUGUAGAGUUUCUUAUCCAUGUUCAUAGGCAAAUUCAAAAUAAAAUGUCAUCAUAACGAGUAUAUGGCAGCUUCAUUUUUGCAAGCUUUUAGACCUAAAUGAUAGAGCAAGCCCCAAGUAUAGGUGAGAUUCUGCAUAUUUAUGUGCAUUCAAUUGCCUUGAGUUUGACAGAGGAAUACCAGAAGACACAAGUUUUGUUGAUGUACAUGUAUAAGUUAAUUAAUGUUGGUGAUAGUUGGAUUUUUCUGAGGAAGUUUUUACUUUUUUUUGGGUUUUAUAGUUACCUGACAAAUCAAAUUUUAUUGGCAAUUGUGUUUUCAUGCGGGAUAUUAACAAUGUGUCUCAUUUAUAUUUUAAUAAAUAGAGAGAGGACAAAGAUAAGUACUCCCUCCAUUCCAAAAC
This is a messenger RNA of Glycine soja, 3845 nucleotides long. RefSeq names its product protein transport protein Sec24-like At4g32640. The transcript has 25 exons. Gene Ontology annotation, molecular function: SNARE binding; zinc ion binding. Lineage: Eukaryota; Viridiplantae; Streptophyta; Magnoliopsida; Fabales; Fabaceae. Gene Ontology annotation, biological process: intracellular protein transport; COPII-coated vesicle cargo loading; endoplasmic reticulum to Golgi vesicle-mediated transport. Gene Ontology annotation, cellular component: COPII vesicle coat; endoplasmic reticulum exit site. Bases 236 to 3499 code for a protein of 1087 amino acids. The record is from RefSeq and is a predicted model, not a curated record.